This is a messenger RNA of Adineta steineri, 227 nucleotides long. The record is from the annotation of a GenBank genome assembly. Lineage: Eukaryota; Metazoa; Rotifera; Eurotatoria; Adinetida; Adinetidae.
AUGAAUCGAAAACGAUUUUACCCUAAUAACCGUCGAUCAAAACCAGUACUUCCAAUAAAUGAUAAUUCUUUAAUAUCACAAGAAAUAUUUGAUGAAUGUGAAAAAUUAAAACAAAAAAUUCUUUCAUUAUCUAAUGGUAAAUCAGAAAUAUGGCUUUAUCGACAAGAACUACUUGAUCAAUAUAAUCAAUUAAUAUUAUUUAAUCUUGACUAUGCAAUUGAAAAAAA